AUGUCACAUCAAAGCAAUACAUCAAUAUCUACCCCAGGGAACGCUUCUAAUAAUCAGAAACGAGCAUUGGGGAACUUAAAACUUGAGUUGUUAAAUGAACAGAAACAAGAAAUAAGGGAAGCUUUCUCUCUUUUUGAUAUGAACAACGAUGGCUGUUUAGAUUACCAUGAGUUAAAAGUGGCGUUCAGAGCGUUAGGUUUUGAAUUGUCAAAAAGAGAAGUGUUGGAUAUUAUCCACGAAUAUGACACAGAUGACAGGAAUUUAAUCACGUACGAAAACUUUUUCCAGGCAGUCGGCGAAAAAAUUGUGAAUAGGGACCCAUUGGACGAAAUACGUAGAGCCUUCAAGUUGUUCGACGAUGAUGGUACGGGAAAAAUUAGUUUAAGAAACUUAAGAAGAGUGGCCAAGGAAUUAGGAGAGAAUUUAACCGAUGACGAAUUGAGAGCUAUGAUUGACGAAUUUGAUCUAGAUGAAGAUGGAGAGAUCAAUGAACAGGAAUUCAUUAAUAUUUGUACAGAAUAG
Molecule: messenger RNA, 522 nt
Organism: Debaryomyces hansenii CBS767
Lineage: Eukaryota; Fungi; Ascomycota; Pichiomycetes; Serinales; Debaryomycetaceae
Product: centrin
Exons: 3
Coding region: 1-522 (173 amino acids)
Biological process (GO): spindle pole body duplication
Cellular component (GO): half bridge of spindle pole body; mitotic spindle pole body
Molecular function (GO): calcium ion binding; microtubule binding
Source: RefSeq, a predicted model, not a curated record